Messenger RNA from Schistocerca serialis cubense, 6984 nucleotides. It is a transcript of the gene Lrp4, whose product is annotated as low-density lipoprotein receptor-related protein 4. The transcript is spliced from 30 exons. Gene Ontology annotation, molecular function: protein binding; calcium ion binding. Lineage: Eukaryota; Metazoa; Arthropoda; Insecta; Orthoptera; Acrididae. The record is from RefSeq and is a predicted model, not a curated record. Bases 3 to 5720 code for a protein of 1905 amino acids.
UCAUGCCGCAGGGCACCGACGCCGACGGAGACUUCGCCGAGCGCCCCGACGCCGACAUCCGCCACAACGAGGAGGAGCAGGUGGAGGACGAGGAGGUGUACCCGUGCACGGACGUGUGCCGCGCGGGCCAGUACACGUGCGUGAAGACGUGCGCCUGCAUCCCGCCGUCGUGGCGCUGCGACGGACACACCGACUGCGCCGAGAGCGAGGACGAGGACGACUGCGCGCCCGCACCCGCGCCCGGCGCCGCGCCGCCGCCCGACGAGAACGAGCCGACCACCGGGGAGUGCCUGCCGUCUGACCACCGAGUGCGCUGCCCGCACACCCGCAAGUGUAUCCGCGAGGACUGGCUGUGCGAUGGCGAGGACGACUGCGGCGACUUCUCCGACGAAACACAUUGCGCUUCCGAGAUGAACUGCACGGCGGAGGAGUUCCAGUGCGACAACGGCAUGUGCAUCCGCUCCUCGUGGCGCUGCGACGGCGAGAACGACUGCAAAGACUACUCUGACGAGUACAACUGUACGCGCAAGAACAGGUCGUGCCACGAGAACGAGUUCCACUGCACGGACGGCAGCUGCCUCUCUCUCACGUGGAAGUGCGACCUAGAGUCCGACUGCCCCGACGGGUCCGACGAAGUCGACUGCCCUGCUGUUGGACCUCUGGCUUGCGAGGAUGGCGAGUUCCUAUGCUCAACCCCUCGCUGUGUGAGUAUCGAGUUUCGCUGCGACGGAGACGACGAUUGCGGAGACUGGAGCGAUGAAGACGACUGCCCGGAGAUGGGGACCAGCUGCAGCCCUGGAGAAUUUAGGUGCAACAGUGGCAAAUGCAUCCCAGACCGCUGGCAGUGCGACGACGAGAAGGACUGUGAGGGAGGAGAAGAUGAAGAGUCCUGUGCUGAGAAGAAACCACGCACUUGCGCCCCUGAUGAAUUCUCCUGCAGUUCUGGAAACUGUAUUUUGAAAACCUGGGUCUGUGAUGGAGUGCCUGAUUGUUCUAAAGGAGAAGAUGAAGCUUUAUGUGAAAUUACAUGUGAAGAGAACCAGUUUCGCUGUGAGAACAUCACUUCUGCCAAUGAUACAUCAUCCUCAAGAAGUUCUGUUACUUGUAUCAACCGUAAGCAUAUGUGCGAUGGCAAGAGAGAUUGUCCUAAAGGAGAAGAUGAAGAAAACUGCCCACAGCGAAGAGAAUGUGAACUACGUUCAAGAUGUGAACACCUCUGUGUUACCAAUGCAGAUGGAAGCAAAGGGUGUGCCUGUCGCACGGGCUACGCUCUCAGCAGUGAUCACUACAGUUGUCAUGACAUUAAUGAGUGCCUGUUUGAAACAGAUCCUGUCUGUAGUCAAACAUGUAAUAAUACUAUAGGGUCAUUUACAUGUGGCUGCAUGACUGGCUACAUAUUGCGCCCCGAUGGCCGAACAUGCAAGGCUAUGGGUGCUGCACCAACGUUAUUGUUUGCCAAUAGAGUUGACAUUAGACAGGUUAGUCUCAACAAUGCUAAGUUCACAGCAGUGUUGAAAGGCCUACACAAUGCAAUUGCUGUUGACUAUCACUACCAUAAAGGACUUAUUUUUUGGUCUGAUGUGUCAAUGGAUGUCAUUCGACAUGCAAGUCUGAAUGGUACAGGACCAGUAGAUGUCAUUCGAUGGGGUCUUGAGAGCCCUGGUGGACUUGCAGUGGACUGGGUGCAUAAUCUUUUAUUCUGGACAGAUUCUGAAACAAGGCGUGUGGAAGUAGCAACACUUGAUGGAAUUCAUCGUGCAAUCAUUGCAUCAAAUGACUUAGACCGACCACGAGCUAUUGCUGUGCAUCCAGGAGAGGCUUUCAUUUUUUGGACAGACUGGGGUCCAAACCCAAAAAUUGAACGUGCUGAGAUGGAUGGAAGCAGUAGACGAGCUGUCAUAAGUGAGUCCCUGUUUUGGCCAAACGGACUUUGCAUUGACUAUGCCAUGCGCAGAAUUUACUGGGCAGAUGCCAAGCAUCAUGUAAUAGAGACUUCAAAAUUUGAUGGCUCUGAAAGAAAAAAGGUUCUUACUAAAGGUUUACCUCAUCCAUUUGCUCUUACAUUAUUUGAAGAUGCUCUGUACUGGACUGACUGGAACACUAAAAGUAUUUCAACUGCCAAUAAACACACAGGAACUGGUCUUCGCACACUCCACUCAGGACUUCACUUUCCAAUGGAUAUUCGCAGCUAUCAUCCUCAGCGACAGCCACAGUACCGAAACAGAUGUAUGGGUCCUGAUGGAAAUUUUGCCUGUUCACACAUGUGCCUACCGAACAGAAGCAGCUACCAAUGUGUUUGUCCAAUGGGACUCAAACGGCAACCAGACGGGAGAACGUGUGAUGCAUCUCAGGAUGAGCUCCUACUAUUUGCAAGAAAGAAAGAUCUGCGAAUUCGUCAACUGCAUGCUGACAGCAACAACAGUGUAGAUAUGGUCAUUCCACUUGAUGGUGUUCAGUCAGCUGUGGCAUUGGCAUGGGAUUCUAAGACAGAUUCCAUUUUCUGGACUGAUGUUGAUGCAGAUACAAUAAGCAGAGCUCAUCUUAAUGGAAGUAAUGAGGUUGUUAUUGUAUAUUCUAAUUUAGAGUCUCCUGCUGGCUUAGCAAUGGACUGGGUUACCAAUAAAUUAUAUUGGACUGAUGCUGGCACUAACAGAAUUGAAGUUGCUAAUCUUGAUGGAAGUAUGAGGGCUCUUCUUGUUUGGGAAGGACUUGACAAACCUCGGGACAUUGUUGUUGAUCCCAUUGGAGGCUACAUGUACUGGAGUGACUGGGGUGAAGUCCCAAAAAUUGAACAAGCAGGAAUGGAUGGCUCAGACAGAUCAGCUUUAAUCACACAAAGACUUAUUUGGCCAAAUGGAUUAGCAAUUGACUAUGCCCGAGGUCGUUUGUAUUGGGCAGAUGGAGGAACAAAGGCUAUAGAGUAUGCUUCACUUGAUGGAAGUGGAAGAAGAGUUCUGAUAAAUACUGAUAUCCCCCAUCCCUUCGGUCUGGCUGUUCAUGAGAACAAAAUCUACUGGACAGAUUGGGAGACUGCAAGUAUUCAUAUGGCUGACCAGCUAACUGGCCAAAACAGGAGUGUUGUCAGAUCAGGAAUAACUGGAUUAAUGGAUGUUAGAGUAUUUCAUCGUAGUAGGCAAACAGUGCAGUCAUCCUGCCGUGUUAGGAAUGGUGGCUGCAGUCAUCUUUGUCUUCUGGCACCUGCACCGAGACGUUUCUCUUGUGCAUGUCCAAUAGGUAUCAAACUUCUGCCUGAUCAGAGGACAUGUGCCCAUGGUCCAACAAAUUCAUUGAUAUUUGCACAUCGUGUUGAUAUACGGCAGAUUUCUCUAGAUGUCCCAUAUGUAGUCGAUGUGGUUCUACCACUGCCACCUUUGAAGAAUGCAAUUGCUGUCGAUGUUGACAGAAAAACAGGUGAGAUAUAUUGGACAGAUACUGCAGAAGAUGUAAUCCAAAAAGCUACCCUUGAUGGAAGACGAAUUGAGACCGUUAUAUAUGAUGGUCUGGAGACAGCAGAUGGCAUAGUCAUUGACUCAACAGGAAGGAAGAUAUACUGGACUGAUGCAGGCCGCAAUAGCAUAGAAGUAGCGGAACUAGAUGGGCGUAACCGAAAAGUGCUAGUGUGGUCAGGACUGGAAUCUCCUAGAGCCAUAACACUUCAUUAUAGUAGAGGUCUUAUGUACUGGUCCGAUUGGGGCAAGAAUGCCAGAAUAGAACAAGCUGACAUGGAUGGGAGGAACAGGAAGACAUUGAUAUCAGAGGGACUAAUAUGGCCAAAUGGCCUUGCAAUAGAUCGCCCAGAAAAUCGUCUAUACUGGAAUGAUGGAAAACUCAAUACCAUUGAAAGUUCAGAUUUAGAUGGCAAUGAUAGACGUGUCAUUGUUAGCGAUGUCCCCCAUCCAUAUGGAUUAGUGAUCAUGGGGUCACAUAUAUAUUGGACAGAUUGGGAGACUGAGGCCUUACAUCGAGCUGACAAGCUAACAGGCUCUGGAAAUGUUAAAAUUAGAGAGAAGUUGGAAGGGCUAAUGGACAUAAGAUCUGUGCAGGUUGACAAUGUGGAGGAGAAUGCCUGUGGUCGUGCCAAUGGUGGCUGCUCACAUUUGUGCUUACGAAGGCCUGGAGGAUAUUCUUGUGCUUGUCCAACUGGCAUCCUUCUCAAUGAAGAUCAUCACACAUGUAACUCACCUCCUUCCACAUACCUCUUGUUUGCCACACGAAGUACCUUGGCAAGAGUCUCGCUUGAUACACCAGAGCUGUGGGAUGUUACACUGCCAAUACCAGAUGUGCACAAUGCCAUUGCUGUGGACUUCCAUUGGAAGCAUAAGAAGAUUUAUUACACUGAUGUUCAUCUGGAUGUAAUCAGGAGUGUGGACAUGCACAACCUCUCCAAUACAAGUGUUGUGGUAUCAAAAAAUUUGGCUACACCAGAUGGUUUGGUGGUUGACUGGAUAGCUGAUAACAUUUACUGGACAGAUGCUGGCAGGAAAGUUCUGGAGGUUGCAAAACUGGAUGGAACAUGUAGGAAAGUGAUAAUAAAAAAUGGUUUAGAUGAACCAAGGGCACUUGCAAUGUUCCCAAGGAAGGGGUACAUGUACUGGACUGACUGGGGAGACAACCCAAAAAUUGAAAGAGCAUUGCUGGAUGGUUCCAACAGAACAGUUGUUGUUGGAACUGAACUAGGUUUUCCCAAUGGUCUAGCUAUUGACUAUGCUGCCAGAAGACUUUACUGGGCAGAUGCUCUUAAGGAUAGAAUAGAAACAGCAGACCUGAAUGGUAGAAACAGAAUACAGCUUGUUCCUGCUAAAACACAUCCAUUUGGACUCACUCAGUAUGGUGACCAUAUCUACUGGACCGAUUGGUACAAGAAGUCAGUGGAGAGAGCUGAUAAGAAGACAGGUUUAGAUCGAAAAGUAAUUCGCAAAGACCUUGAUGGAGUAAUGGAAAUACGAGCUGUAGCUGCUGAGCGGCAACCUGGCUGGAAUCCUUGUGCAGUCCAUAAUGGUGGCUGCUCUCACUUAUGUCUUUACCGACAAAAGGAUUACAUCUGUGCUUGUCCUGAUAUACCAGAUGAUCGUCAUUGCUCUACAGUGCCCAGUGCUCAUGUACCAAACAAGAAACAGAAAGAAUUAAAUCCCCUUAUGGAUGUUGAGGAUUACACAGGAGAAGAUGAAGAUUAUGACAACAUACCUAUUUCUCCAGCCUAUCCAAAUGAAAAUGAUGAGCCUGGUAUAAAAGAUGGUGUGGAUGAUGAUUUAAAUAUGUUGGCAGGCACUGGAAGUGCAGAAAAACCAAAGGAGCAUGGAAUACCAUCACACAUUAUGAUUAUAAUAAUGGGCCUGUUCAGUUUGAUAGUACUUGCUACUUUGGCUAUGGUCAUACUGCUUUUAUUCCACCGACACAAAAAACAGAAGAAGUAUUUAUAUGCUACAGGGCGAAGUGUGCUGACAUUUUCUAAUCCGAAUUAUAAUGCUUCUAAUAUGGAUGUUGGAGCUAGUUCCCAUCCUGACAAAAAACCAUUCAUUUGGAAAAGACUCAAAUAUGACAAGUCUCAGGAACGAGUUUUUAAUAUUCAUGAUGAGAAACAAGCUACAGGACCUGAAGUGGUAUCACUGAUUCCGGCUGUUAUGGUACCAAGCAAUGAUGCUACAACACCAGAGCAUAUUGCUACACCUCCUCCAACACCUCCCCAAAGAUUAGACAGUAUUAGCUUGAAGGCUGGGUGACCAAUCUUCAGUAAAAUUUGUGUAAUGUUUUUGCAGGAGGAGCCAUCCAAUACCACAAAAUUAGGUAGGCCAAAAUGGUAUAAAUGUUUGUAAAACUGUCAGUUCUAUAAGAGAAAACAUAAUAAAAAUGACAAAUAAAAAGUCAUAUGUAAACAGUAAUGUAAAUAGGGCCCAGUUUACAAGCCCUUGUGACAAAUUCAGAAUAAGAAUGUGUAACAUCCAGCCUGUUAAUAAAUUGUUUCCCUAUAAUUAUAUGUAAUACUUAAUUUGUUGUUAUUACUUGACAGCCUUCCAUACAGAGUGAAAUACUGGAAUUUUAGAUAGUUACUGUACCAUACCUAAGACUGUAUUUGUGUUUGGUUUUGUAUUGUUUUUUAAAAUUAAAUGUGAGAUGAAAGUCACCAUAAUUUUUAUCACCAAGUAAAACCAAAUAUUUAUGUGUUUUUAAUUCUUUGAAUGUAUCAUAUUAAAAUGAUUUUAUUGUUGUUGACACUGGAAUCAUGCUCAAAAUGUUUGAAGGAAAACGGCAGAUGAAGAGUAAGAAUAUGAAUCGUUGGUGAGAAUGUUGUGAAUUAUGAUGAGAGUCUUGUGUAUAUAAUAGUCAAAUGAAGGAAGAGUAUUAAUGAAAGUAAAUAAAACUAAAAUUUUAUUGCAUGGAAGUUCCCCAUGUCCACCAGUUAUGACUGUCGUUUCAUACAAUAGUUAUCUCAUAAGUUUUGCAAAUGCAGUAUUGAUGUUCCUUAUUAUUUUUAACUCAUAACAAAGUAAUAAAAUGAAAAUAAAGUGUUUUUUGUAUUUAUCCUGUACAUACUUUUUAUAAAAUAUUGAAAUGUUAUAGGUAAUUAUGAGAAAGUUUCAAAUAGUUUUAUAUAUUUGCUCAGUUUUACUGAUAUAAUUAAAAUAUUUUGUUGCUGCUUUUCUUGCAGUUUGUAUGCUAGUGCAAAUAAUUGAAUAAGGAAAUGAUUUUUUUUAAAGAGAAUAUUCAAUUGAUACUGCGGAGAAUCAGAUUUUCAAUGUCUGCAUGUUUAUCUCAAAGUGAGAAUAUGUAAGACAUACAUUUUAUUCAAAAUAUUAUUUUCACUCUUUCUCUCAUUUAAUAAGUAUUAAUGUUUAUGAGGCUCCAAAUAUUGUCUUAAAAUUUUAUAGCUAUUUAUGCAAUUAUAAUUCAUGUUCAUAUGUUAAAUACAUUUUUAAAGAAGCAAUGCACACAGUAGUGAUUUAAACAAAUGUACAAUAUAUGCCAAAAAAUUAUUUUAUAUAAUAC